Trypanosoma cruzi is the source of this 8370-nucleotide messenger RNA. RefSeq lists its product as uncharacterized. The record is from RefSeq and is a predicted model, not a curated record. The transcript has a single exon. Lineage: Eukaryota; Euglenozoa; Kinetoplastea; Trypanosomatida; Trypanosomatidae. Bases 1 to 8370 code for a protein of 2789 amino acids.
AUGUACGCACUCUUGGUGGCUUUUCUUGAACAACACUGGGUGUUCUCAUGGUAUGCGCUUCCAAGCUGCUGCAAGCUACUCAUGGCGCUUUGCAAAGCCGUCCCUGAUUUGGCGCAGGAGCACUGCGAGAGGUUUCUUUCGCUUCUUCUUGGUGAGUUGAUGCGACUUCUUGGGGAGAUUUCUUCGGCCUCUAGAAGCUCCAAAGAGCAGCAACGACAUUGCAACGUCUGCUCCAUUAAACAUACCACUGCAGUGGAGAUGAACACGGCAACCAGCGUGAUACGUGAAGUACUGAAGGCGAUCCACUCCCUUCUUCCCAUUGCGGAUCAGUCAGCCGUCCAGUCCGCCUGCUUGGCUCUUGCGCAGCUGUUGCGAAAUCCCGCAAUUACAUCUGCUACGCUGGAUCUGGCGGGUUAUAACGGCGCGCUGCACGUUUCCACCUCCUCUCUUUCUUUUUCUGCCGCUACCACCUCAGUUUUUGACGCGGACGUGAGUCAUGAUAUUGCACAGGUUCUAGUGGACUUUUUGAACGACUGUGACAUGACAACAAAGGCUACGGCGGUUGUAGAAAGUGUCUUGCUGCAGCUAUGGCAUUAUGCACAGGCCCACAAGGCAAUGCUGCAGGUUUUAGCCGAGAAGCAACAAGAACAACAGAAGUUAAAUUAUGUGCAACAACAACAACAACAACAACAACAACAAAAACAACGACGAUAUGAUCUGGAUUUUCAUUGGAGACGGCAGUUUUCGUGGUCGCGGCGUCAGGUGAGUGACGUUCAAUUGGCGUCUGUUAUGAAUCGAAGUUCAUUGGAGCAGGAGCUACGACGCCGCCGUGGUGAUCAGAAGGUGUGGUUCAACUGUUCCUCGUUAGCGCGUGUGGUGAUUAUGCGGGAAACCACGGGCGACGACCCCGAGGUCAAUUAUACCCGCUCUUUUCCUUUUCGGGAGACAAAUACAUCAUGGGAGUCGCCUGUUGAAAUGGACCUUCUCGCGUGUGUGUUGGUUGUGGCUGGUCGUUGCCGGCUUCCAGCCGUGUCCUACGACCUCAUGAUUGGUGAAUAUCUAAAGGAACGUUUUGAUCCGGACAGUCCGGUGGUGAAUUUUUUUCGCAACGUCACAUCACCACACUACCGCCUGUGCCUUCUGCCUCUGGGAGCUCAGAAACCACAAGCGUCACUACAGCCACCACAGCCGCCACCGCCGCCGCCGCCAUCAAGAUACUCAAAAGAGGAAGAAGAGCGUGGGGGAGGGAGUGCACAUCAUUUGCAGGGUCAUGUAAAUUUGGAUGCCGUGGCGAUUGAGUCGGCGGUGUCGCUGGGGAUUCAUGCCGACGGACUCCGUGAUGACAUCUCCCCCUUGGGUAGGCGUGAGGCACUACCACAUUCUACUCCGAUUCCAGUUCGGACGCGGAAGCAGCCACUCAGAAGUUCGCGCUCCGCGUCUUUCUCCUCGCACCCGAUUGUGUCAUCGUCGUUGGCGACCUUAACAACAUCCGGUGUGAAUAGUGUGACACACAUUUUGCUAGCCAGAGAAGUCACACCGGAAUCGGGACGGGGCAGUGUGCGAGGGACAAACUCCUCAUUGUUAGGAUGUGGCACGUACAGUGCCUCUCGUCCGACUUCCAAUUUCCUUCCCGCCGUUUCUGUUGGAAGUGGCAGUUUUGUCAAGCAGCGUGGUUUGAAACGUCAACCGGACGUUCUUUCAAGCGGAAACAACAGCAUUGUGAACUUUGCGAUCGAGGGAGUGGCUUCUCCAGGAGAAGAGCGCCCUCUUCCGCCCAUGGAGAGGGAGGACAACAACAAGGGACAGGACGCUGCUGCCGCUGAUAUGAAUGAUCACGAUGAUGAUAACGACGAUGGGGGCUAUGAGACGGAGGAGCAGCGAUUCUUUUUGCAGCAUGAGAACCUUUCCGCAAGCGAGUGGCGACCGUGGUUUGAGCUAUUUUGCACAAUGCUUGUAGAAAGCAGUGAUCAUGUGUGUGUCAGCAUUUGUUCCACGCUUGUGCGGCGGCAUUUUACAAUUUUUUCUUCGGAUUUGUUACCCAUAGCGUUUUUGUCACACCUCACAAAGUGUGACGACAGGGUUGUGCGACGAUGGAUGCGGCUUAUAUGUGACUUUGUUCAUAUGCACGAUUAUUUACCGCAGAUUAUUGCCGCGGAGUUGGCACGUUUGGCGCACCACAUUCGUUUACACAGCUCCUCUCUUUUCUCCAGGCCUCUUGCGCGGGCCAUUGAGCAGAAUUACAUUACAUUGGACCUUCUGGUAGUGCUUGCCGAACGUGCCCUUAAUCCGCCACUCCUCUUGUUGUACACUCAGCAGCAGAUUCUCUCGGGUUUCUCAUGGGAAGCACUGGCACGUCUGCUGAUGGCAUUGGGGGAUGUUAAAUAUGAUAACGACCCACGUUGCUUCUCACAAGAUCCUCGUAUUCGUCAUGCCGCAUAUCAAUUGCUACAUGCCACAAGAAGUAAGUAUCGGAAGGGUAUUACCAACACUGACGAAAAGACAGGCGUGGGGAAAUGCAAUCAUUCCACAGAGAAAUUACCAUGGGAAAUGCGGCAGAAUCUUGACAGUGAUAAGGGUGAUGUUCUUUCUGCAUGUGUUGCCCUUGAGCCUGUUGCGGAACGGGAUGAAGAGGAAUGUAUGCCAUCCCCACUUUUUCUUGAGUUGGGGUGGUUUGAAGCGGCCUCACGUCAGUACCUACGCUCUAUUUGGACGACUAUACGAAUUCUUUCUGGUGGCGAGAGGGGCACGACUCCUGCAUCUUCAACGAGACCGAUUUUGUCUCCAAACGAUGUUGUGGGAGCGAUGCGUUGUUACAUGCGCGUUUAUGACUUUGAGAGUAUUAUAAACAUGUGGAGGAGGAUUAAAGGUUUUCCACUGGCCCCUGAAGAGGAGUGGGCAUCGGCGUUAACGGUAGAGGAGGAGCAGCGGCAGCAAUCAUUGCAGCGUGCAUUGUUGGGGACGGCAUGGGCACCCUCAACUGGAGGGCCCGUGAUCCCACAUAUUAAACGGUAUGUUGUGUCGGCCGCACAGGCUCUCUCUCGCUGGGACUUUGUAGAGGACAUCGAUUACAAUCAUUUGUUUGCCGACAAGCGGGACGAGCGAGACCGAUACGCCCCCAGCUUUGGAGACUUUUCCUUUUACAAACAGAUGGAGAUAUUCCGUGCCGCCGCUCUCACCGCCUCAAAGGAAUACGAAGAGGCAAAGGGAGUGUUAAGUGCCUUGCGUGCGGCUUUAAGGGAAUCAUACGCCGUUUUUCAUACAGAGAAUGCCCGAAUGAAGUUUGAGCUGAAUAUCAUGUUUCAGCAGAUAUCUGACCUUGAAGAGGGCAUAGAUGCUAUUGAACUGAAAACGGCACUUGGGGAUGGUGCAGGGAAAGUCGUGGGUACGGCUGCUUCCAUGGCCAAUCUCGCAGGAUCUACGACGGUUGUUGGGGAUGUUGCUGGGGGUGAUAGCAGCGGUGGUGCUGCUGAGAACCGGAGAGAAAAUUCCAUUGCGACUGGCGCAAAUGGUGUGCGAGAGAGUGUGGAGCUGCAGCAGAGUAGAUGGCGUGGGAGGGUUGCGUACAGCGAGGCAACAGUGCGGCGUCUAAAGAACAUUGCUGGAAGGCCUCUUCCUGCACACAGUACGGUUUUGCAGCGGUUCGAGAUUAUUGCUCUACGGAGCACUCUUGUUUCUCCGGAAUGGCAGCUGCGGAACAUUUUGGAACUCUCUGAGCGGAUUGUGCGGGAAGGUAUGCCAAAGAGGGCUGUGCGGACCAUUAACCAUUUUUAUUCUCUUCCCAUCGAUAACAAUGACACACGAGAGGAAAGGAAAUAUCGUGACACGUUGUUGCUGGAGAAGUAUCGUAUUGAGUUGCAGCAUUUGUUCUGCACAAAGGAUUUGGAGUGCCUGCAUAAUGAAAUCGCCGAUGGAUUGAUGCUGAGGUGCAGCAGGGGGCUCAUGCAUGCACAUGGUUUUAUGCGUGGAAAGGAAUUUGAGGAAAUGCCUGUGGAUGCCUUUUUUGGAUCCGGGCCUGUGAGUGAGGAGCAGGCAGAGUUGCUGUUGCUUCACAUUGAGUGCCAGCGCAAGUUAAAGGCGGUUUAUGAACGACGACGACACAUUUCACUGGAACCCGCACCUUUUUUUGUGCCCAAUCCGCACAUGGGUGCGGGUUCAUUGGGUGAUCUUGAAAUGAUUUUGCGGGCACGAUUUCACACCUCUUCUUCUCAUGAUGCCAACAUGCCCGAUGGGGAGGAGGAUGAAUAUAAUCCAGCCGAUGUCCUUCUUCGUGAAUACCGUAUCAUGGAGCACAUUAUUGGCUCUUCCGUCACUUUGGCAUCGGUGUGGCGGGAGUUUGGUCUGCUUUUGUUCGAUGUGUGCAUGGCUAUCUACGCCGAGUGGAACAAUACGAAGGAGCCGGAGACGCUGAGGAACUUUUGUGUGCAGUCCCAAAAGGCGAUUAGUGCAUUGCAGAAGUCGGUGCAGUUUUGGAAUAGUGCCGCCUCCACUUCCGUUUCUGGAAUUGGCCCCUUCACGACCGCCUCCACACGGCGCUCUCGCCACGCGCGCUCCGCAAUUCCUGCGGUGCAUCUUCUUUUGAAGGCGCUUCAUCUUGCGCUGAAGCUGGAGGAGGUCGGCAUGGACAGUACGUACGUGGGCGACAAAAAUAAGAACAUCAGGAACACGUUUGGGGACGAUGCGGGUCGAGCCGCGUCCGUAGCGGCAGCGCCGGAGCGAAGCGAGACAUGGGAGCGCGGCGCAGGGUUUGCGCACCUGGACUUUUCCCCCGCCAUGUAUCUUCACUGGGGAUACAUCUUGCCUUUCCUUGUGAACGCUGCGGCUCGCCACAGUGAGCUUCAUGACGCGGUGCGUGAUAUGUGUGCUCAUUCACGUGCCAUGCUCUAUCAGUGUGUGUUUCACCUUGUAUCCACCUUUGAACACCGUUAUUCCUCUAUCUUGGCGCUAGAGGCAGCCAAGGGUGACCAGACGCUCCAAUAUGAGGAAAACUACCCAUGCGGCAGCUCCUCGUCACCUUUAAUUGCCCCGCAUGCAAAAACGGCACCUACGUCAACGGCAUAUGGCGCAGAGGAGGCGGCGGUUGAUGACGCCAUGAGAAGGAGGACACCUUGCCAUGCCCGAAUGACUUCCACCGAGUCCACAUACACUGUGCAUCAACAACAGCCACAGCUGCAGGGGACAGUUGUUGAAUGGAUGCCUGCGGCGGGAAAUUCUGAGCGACGUGAGGAGGGGAGGAGGGCGCAGUCCCCGAGUGGCACCCACGACCACCCACAACGACAACAACAACAACAACAGCAAUCUCGUUAUCAUCGUGACAUUCAUUCUUCUCACCAGCAGCAGCAACAGUGGCACUCCGCCAUGCUUCUCAAACUUGCGGAAAAUGGACCGGAGCACAAGGCGAUAAUUUCACAAACCAUGCAACUCUGUGAUUUUGUGCGAAGUGGUAAAGGGAACUCACUCUCAUUGGGAGCAUGUGCCUUGCCGGUGCCCACUUGGUUUCUUCAGCACCGCAUGGUGGAGGUCGAUAAGAAUGAAUUGGAGUUGCAGAAGGGUCAACCAAAGUCGGUAAGGAGUUUUUUAAACACCAGCGACAAACAUGUGCAGACGGAGCGAGAAAUUGGCUCAAAGAGUCACGAUAACACCAACGCUACGACAACCACCAUCAAUAACACCACCACCCCUUUCACCACCACUGCCCAAGAAAGUGGCAGUAAGGCGUUACAACGCGUUUUACAUGUACGGAGAAAACUUUGUUCUUUGCCCUCGGAACGUCGGCGUGAGGAGAUUUUUCUUUUUUUUAUUUCGGAUGGAUCUGUACUGCGUUUUCACAGCAUUGGAAUGGAGGAGGACUCGGCUGCGUCAGCCAUCUCAAUGCCAUGCUCUCUCACGGAGCCCCAUGAUGCACAUUCAAGGCUGGCGGAGGCUGCUCCUGCCACUUGUACAGCCACGCAUGCCGUUCCAUCUUCCAGAUUCACGGUAAAUGGGGGAAGUGAUAUGGCAUCUGGCGGCGCACAGCCGAACCCGUUUCCUGCGACGACGGGAGGCAAUAGAACGCCUCUCAUGGACCUGGUAGAGAAUUCAGCUUUUAUUCGUCCAUUGGCAGCGAUGGAAACCGCGGUAUGUUGCCUUCUUGGACAUAUUCCCAUCCGUCACGCGCGUCGACCCCUUGUGCUACCAGUUGGCAUUCAGGAGUUUAUCACCCAAUUGCCGGACCGUGCGGCCUAUUCCUCCAGUUGGCAACUGACACUACCCCCAUCCUUGCAGUUUAACUGCACAGCCUCCAUGUUACGUCAACCCUCAUCACUUCUCCACAUUAUAUCCAAAUACAAGGCCAAUUUUCAGAACCGGAAUCCGAUUCAAGCGGAGAAGUCCCAUGAACCUCACCACCAACAAGAACACCAAGAACAACAACAGCAACAGCAACAACAACAUCAGGAGGGGGUGUUUCAAAGUGGGAAAAUUUAUAACAACGACACGUCAUCGCAGCCACCACAGGAAGAAAAGGUGAAGGAACGUAUUGGGGCGAGAAGAGCCUCACGUUCUCAUCGAAAUCGGCGCGAACUUCUCACCCGCUACGAAAGUCUACUUGAAAUUGCGUUUGAUCAUGGCAAAACUGGGCCACUAUGCAGUUUUCUACACCGCGUUUUGUCUUCGAAUAAACUUUCGGAGGCGGAAUACCCUCGACCUGCAUCACAGAUGGUAAAACUUUUGGAGGAGAUUACAGAGGCGGUACAACAGCACCUGCGAGAAGUGGAGGAGGUUCCUAAAGGGCCCGUAUCGGCUGAGAAGGAAGCGGCUCCUUUGUUUUCACUCGAGACGGGGAAUGAGGAGAAUCGGCUGGGUGAGAGACGGGGCUCAUUCUUAAUUUCCUCAAGUACAAAGGGAUGGAAGGCGAUGCAACUCCAGGCGAAACCUCUCACUAAAGUGCGAAUGGCCAUUUUCAGGGCAGAAGCACCUCGGUACGCCCCACUGCUUCGUCUUGCCUUUCAAGCGGCAUCCGCCGAUGCUGCAGAAUGGCUAGAUGCAGUACACUUAUUCACUCACGAGUUGGCGGAAUGGAGCAUGCUGCAGUAUCUCUUUGAUGCAACGCAUCGAGAGAGCACCACAUUCUUCGUGGAUGUCACUUCCGGUCAUGUGGCGUCGCAUCAUAUUGGGGUACAUGCUCUUCAACCCUUACCACGGGCUCUAGUGCCUCGACACCAUCCUAGUUUCUCAACAGGCGGGUGUAGCCGGGUGGAUGAACAGGUGGAGGAGGCCACGCCGAACAAAUCGCCAUUUCAAUGCACAGAUCCAACAAUUUUUCGUCUCACUGGAUGCCUUAUAUCACCGCUACCAUUACGAUGUCCCUACAGUGUUUUUCUUGGCGCUGCAACACAGUUUCUUUACUCCACUCUGCGCUACAGUCGUGAUCUUGCCGGCAUUGCAAAGUUUGGCCUUCAAGAUAUGAAAUGUUUUGCAUGGCGUGGUGCUCUGUUUCUACAGCCUCCCCCUGGCGAUGGCAUGGAUAUGGACAUAAUGCCUGAGAGCGGGAGUGUGACAAUUUUGCCAGAGGUACCAAACCGGGAAAUUGGUCGACUUGUGACGACGGCAUUUGUGCUUCAAUCCUCUGAUAUUUCUACGAAUCUAUCUGUUGUGGCGAUGUCAUUGGGAGAAUUCCCUGGCACUCCGCCUGUGGAAGGGGCGGCUCAGACGGUGGGUCUGAACGUCAUGGUGGAACGACUCUCCCUCAUCUCGAGUCCAACCAAAGUGUCUGAGACCACCGUCACCAUACCUGGCGGCGGUGUUGUGCAGGAACCUCUGAUGCAACCGGCAAAAUCGGAGGCGAAUUGUGAGCUGGAGCGUAAACGUACUUCUGCCGUCGCGACGACGGCCACAGACAUUGGCGCCACCGUUGCCGUGACGAAACGAAAAGCAACGGCAGCAACAACAAUUUCAGCGAUGGAGGCGGCACGAAAAAUGUCCUUUUCCACAAUUAAUACCGCAGCAUUGUAUACAUGGGGGGCGAGGAGGAUGACUUUACACCAUCUUUCCUUUACUCCACGAAUUUUUGAUGUUUCCUCCAUCUUAUUGAAGCUCAUGGAUGACCGGAUACCCAUGCUUGAUGAACCUAUCGUUACUGUUUUUGAUGAUCCUCAAUUUGCACGCUCUGAAGAACUUAUUCAGCUUUAUCCCAGCGAAAAUAGUACAAUUAAGUUUCAUGAACCCCCGUCAAAAGAGGCAGAUGACACAAUGGCGGAUCAAUACCAUUGCGAUGUAGUAGAAAAUAUUGAAGAGAGAGUAAAGCAGCUUAUUCGUUCUGCCGUUAGCCAGGAGAAUCUUUUAGGGACUCCAGAGGCCCCGCAUCGUUGGUCUAGUUGGGCUCCCCAGUGGUAG